GUUCUCUCUCUAUAUAACGUAGGAAGUCCAAAUUCCCUCUCCCUCCCUCCCCCCUUUCUUCUCCCUCAAAUCAAAUCAAAUCUUUCGCAACAAUCUUUCUCCCUUUUUCUUUGCUGAGAUUUUCUAGGGUUUAUCCCAUGGCCGCCGAGAAUCUCAGGGAUUUGAGCCAACCUAUCGAUGUGCCUUUACUCGACGCCACUGUUGCUGCCUUCUAUGGCACCGGAUCCAAGGAACAGAGAACCGCUGCUGACCAGAUUUUGCGCGAUUUGCAAAAUAAUCCGGAUAUGUGGCUUCAAGUCAUGCAUAUUUUACAGAACACUCAAAGCCUAAAUACCAAGUUCUUCGCGUUGCAGGUUCUAGAAGGCGUAAUUAAAUAUAGAUGGAAUGCAUUGCCUGCUGAGCAGCGAGAUGGAAUGAAAAAUUUCAUCUCUGAUGUUAUUGUACAGCUUUCUGGCAAUGAGGCCUCAUUUCGAACUGAGCGGUUGUAUGUCAACAAACUCAAUAUUAUUUUAGUUCAGAUUUUGAAGCAUGAAUGGCCAGUGAGGUGGAGAAGCUUCAUUCCUGACCUUGUUUCAGCAGCUAAAACUAGUGAAACAAUUUGUGAGAAUUGUAUGGCAAUAUUGAAGCUAUUGAGUGAAGAGGUUUUUGAUUUUUCAAGAGGAGAGAUGACUCAACAGAAGAUAAAAGAGCUUAAACAAUCAUUGAAUAGUGAAUUUCAGCUCAUACAUGAGUUGUGCUUAUAUGUGUUAUCAGUGUCCCAACGUACUGAGCUUAUACGGGCAACACUCUCUACAUUGCAUGCCUUCCUAUCAUGGAUCCCUUUGGGUUAUAUAUUUGAAUCACCAUUGCUUGAGACACUACUGAAAAUUUUCCCCAUUCCUGCAUAUCAGAACCUGACAUUGCAAUGCUUAACUGAGGUGGCAGCCCUUCAGUUUGGGAAUUUAUGUGAUGCCCAUAUUAAGAUGUAUAAUAUAUUCAUGGUUCAGUUGCAGACCAUACUUCCACCCAGUACUAAUAUUCCUGAGGCAUAUUCACAUGGUUCAAGUGAGGAACAAGCAUUUAUACAGAAUUUGGCAUUGUUCUUCACCUCAUUUUACAAGGUUCACAUUCGAAUUCUGGAGUCCACUCAAGAGAAUAUAUCUGCUUUGCUUUUGGGUCUUGAAUAUCUUAUCAACAUCUCAUAUGUAGAUGAUACUGAGGUUUUUAAGGUAUGUUUGGACUACUGGAAUGUCUUGGUUUCAGAACUGUUUGAGCCACCACAACGUUGCAUGGUGAACACUGCAGUGGCAUCUCCAAACAUGAUAGGACUUCAGGUGCCUGUGAUGCCUCCAGGAAUGGUUGAUGGCCUUGGUUCUCAGCUUCUUCAGCGCCGCCAGCUCUAUGCUGGAUCCAUGUCAAAGUUGAGAAUGCUUAUGAUCUGUCGUAUGGCUAAGCCAGAAGAGGUUCUCAUUGUUGAAGAUGAGAAUGGGAAUAUAGUCCGUGAAACAAUGAAAGACAAUGAUGUUCUUGUUCAAUACAAGAUUAUGAGGGAGACUCUUAUUUACUUGUCGCAUCUUGACCAUGAUGAUACUGAAAAGCAGAUGCUGAGAAAGUUAAGCAAACAACUUAGUGGUGAGGACUGGACAUGGAACAAUUUGAACACACUGUGCUGGGCAAUAGGAUCUAUAUCUGGCUCCAUGAUGGAAGAGCAGGAAAAUAGAUUUUUGGUCAUGGUCAUUCGUGAUUUAUUAAAUCUCUGUGAAAUCACAAAGGGAAAAGAUAACAAAGCUGUUAUUGCAAGUAAUAUCAUGUAUGUUGUGGGACAGUAUCCUCGGUUUUUAAGAGCUCAUUGGAAGUUUCUAAAAACCGUUGUGAAUAAGUUGUUUGAGUUUAUGCAUGAGACACAUCCUGGAGUUCAGGAUAUGGCUUGUGAUACAUUUCUGAAAAUAGUCCAAAAGUGCAAACGCAAAUUUGUAAUCACCCAGGUUGGAGAAAAUGAGCCAUUUGUUUCUGAACUUCUUACUGGCCUUCCAACUACAAUUGGGGAUCUUGAACCCCAUCAAAUACACACGUUCUAUGAAUCUGUUGGUAACAUGAUUCAAGCAGAGUCUGAUGCCCAGAAGCGAGAUGAAUAUCUUCAAAAGUUGAUGGUUCUCCCAAAUCAGAGAUGGAUGGAAAUUAUAGGGAAGGCACAUCAAAAUGUUGAAUUUCUGAAGGAUCAAGAUGUAAUCCGAACUGUGCUUAAUAUAUUGCAGACAAAUACAAGUGUUGCAUCUUCUUUAGGAACGUUUUUCCUACCUCAAAUCACAUUGAUCUUUCUGGACAUGUUGAAUGUCUACAGAAUGUAUAGUGAGCUUAUAUCAAAAAGUAUUGCAGAAGGGGGACCUUUUGCAUCUAGAACGUCAUAUGUGAAACUUCUACGUUCGGUUAAGAGAGAGACACUUAAACUGGUUGAUACAUUCUUGGACAAGGCUGAAGAUCAGCCACAGAUUGGAAAGCAAUUUGUGCCACCGAUGAUGGAUCCUGUUCUAGGAGAUUAUGCCAGGAAUGUGCCUGAUGCAAGGGAAUCAGAGGUUUUGUCACUUUUUGCUACAAUUAUAAACAAAUAUAAAGCUGCAAUGGUUGAUGAUGUCCCCCGCAUAUUUGAAGCUGUUUUCCAGUGCACAUUGGAGAUGAUUACAAAAAAUUUUGAAGACUACCCAGAGCAUCGGCUAAAGUUCUUCUCUUUACUGCGUGCCAUAGCUACUCAUUGUUUCCCAGCUUUGUUCUGCUUGUCAAGUCAGCAACUGAAGCUUGUUAUGGAUUCAAUCAUAUGGGCAUUUCGGCAUACAGAAAGGAAUAUUGCUGAAACUGGGCUGAACCUGUUGUUAGAGAUGCUGAAGAAGUUUCAGGCAUCAGAGUUUUGUAAUCAGUUUUAUCGGACAUACUUUCUGACAAUUGAGCAAGAGAUAUUUGCUGUCUUGACGGACACUUUUCAUAAGCCUGGGUUCAAAUUACAUGUCUUGGUGCUUCAACAUUUGUUCUGUCUGGCAGAAACUGGUGCCCUAACUGAGCCUCUUUGGGAUGGUGCCACAAAUCCCUACCCAUACCCAAGUAAUGCAGCUUUUGUACACGAGUUCACAAUAAAACUUUUGAGCACUUCAUUUCCCAACAUGACUACUGCAGAGGUUACACAACUUGUUAAAGGUCUCUUUGAGUCCACAAAUGACCUCUCCACUUUUAAAACUCACAUACGAGAUUUUCUUGUACAGUCAAAAGAAUUUUCAGCUCAGGAUAAUAAAGAUCUGUAUGCUGAAGAGGCUGCAGCUCAGAGAGAGAGGGAACGACAAAGAAUGCUUUCUAUUCCAGGUCUUAUUGCCCCGAGCGAGUUGCAAGAUGAGAUGGUUGACUCAUAGAUUUAGGCUACACAAUAUGGGAGAGUUAGCACAUUACACCUAGGGCAUUUUGGCUUGUGUCAUAGGAGCCUUUAUUCAAUCAAAUACCACAUGGUUUGAGAACACAUGCAGCAUUUUCCUCGUUAAAAUGUAGUUUUCCCAAUAUUUCAUGUUGGGACUGGUUUGGUAUAGGUUCCUGAUUUCAGAGGUUUGGCUGGCUGGCUGAAGAUACUGCCUUGUCUUAUUGGGUGAGUGUAGAUUAUUCAGUUGCUAAUUUAGGACGUUAAUAGUCAUUUGUGAAAAACUCGUCAAGGCAGCUUUCCGUAGAAUCAUAGGAUGGAUGACUCAAUUCUGAGUAUUGAUGAAUCCUUAGGUAUGAUCUCCUAACCUCUGGUGGUUUGUGCAGAAAAACCCUCGUGGUUUGAUAUUUUGUAUUUUUUUCACCAAUUAAUUUUAGGGGAAUCGAUGUGCCAUGAUUGCCUUUAAUAUAUGAUUUUCAUGGUACUACUGUUGUAGAUCACAUGCUCCCAUCAUGCCUAUCGAAUGAAAAGAUUUUAUUUCUUUACCCCUUCCA
Messenger RNA from Cajanus cajan (pigeon pea), 3927 nucleotides. RefSeq names its product protein EXPORTIN 1A. Gene Ontology annotation, cellular component: cytoplasm; nucleus. NCBI's taxonomy places the organism in Eukaryota, Viridiplantae, Streptophyta, Magnoliopsida, Fabales, Fabaceae. The record is from RefSeq and is a predicted model, not a curated record. Gene Ontology annotation, molecular function: small GTPase binding; nuclear export signal receptor activity. Gene Ontology annotation, biological process: protein export from nucleus; ribosomal small subunit export from nucleus; ribosomal large subunit export from nucleus.